Ictidomys tridecemlineatus (thirteen-lined ground squirrel) is the source of this 3380-nucleotide messenger RNA. RefSeq names its product adhesion G protein-coupled receptor F4 (gene Adgrf4). The record is from RefSeq and is a predicted model, not a curated record. Gene Ontology annotation, molecular function: G protein-coupled receptor activity. Gene Ontology annotation, cellular component: membrane. Gene Ontology annotation, biological process: adenylate cyclase-activating G protein-coupled receptor signaling pathway; cell surface receptor signaling pathway. Lineage: Eukaryota; Metazoa; Chordata; Mammalia; Rodentia; Sciuridae.
AAUAAAAACCUUUUAAAAUCAUCAGCGAUAGUGAUGCAACCUUGCAUAUUAUCACUCUCCUACUCACACCAGUGUAGUAGGUGGAACACAGAGUCUCAUGUCAUCAUCUGAGGUAAAGAUGAGGAAUGGCAGGACAAACAGGUGACUCACUUUAAUGGAUCUGCUUCAGACAAGAGAAACCUGUAAUUUCUCUCAGGUGUGCUUGACGGACCCACUGUGGAGUGAAUCACACACUUACACAAGCCUUGAAGCUGUGGGCAGCUAUACUGUUGUCAGAUUGGCUUCUUACAAUAGGCGGCUGGUUCUCACCAGGGCCUCCCGGACUUCCCUUCCAAAAGAUGAAAAAGAUGGGUCAUGGCCACUGAAGGAAGACUGUGGGGGGCACCAGUGUGGGCACACGUGAUGCCGGGGCAUGAUGGUAGGAACUCAGUGCCAACCUGCCAGCUGGGUGAUUCUCCACCUCCCGGCUGCUAGAUCUACUUCCUGGAUUCCGUUAAGAUCCUAAUGUGUGAAAAUGAAGUCCCAGGCUACCAUGAUUUGCUGCGUAGUGUUUUUUCUGGCUACAGAAUGUUCCCACCAUAGACCCAAGAAUCAUAUAAAAGAUAGAGCAAAACCUCAAAACUUUGAAGGGAAACCUGAGACCGGAAGGAUACAAGAGAAAUGUCAUGAACCUUGCCUUUCCUCUACCAACUGCAGCCAACCCUGUGCUAAGCACUUUCAUGGAGAAAUAGGAUUUAUAUGUCAUCAAAAAAAGUGGCAAAAAUCAACUGAAACAUGUACAAGCCUUUCUGUGGAAACACUUUUUAAGGACUCAAAUGUGGCAUUACGUCUUUCUGUAGCAGCACCUUCUAUACCUCUACCCAUUCUAGACUUUCAAGCUCCAGAGCCUGUUAAGAGUGUAGCUCAAAGAAUCUGCAAGAAUUGCCCUCAUGAUUAUGCUUGCAUCAUUGAUGUUGUGAAAUCCUCAGAAACUACAUCUGGAAAUAUUGCAUUUAUAGUGGAGUUAUUGAAAAAUAUUUCUACAGAUUUGUGUGGUGGUGUUACCCGGGAGAAAAUGAAGAGCUACAGUGAAGUGGCCAACCACAUCCUGGAUACAGCAGCCAUUUCAAACUGGCCUUUCAUUCCUGACAAAAAUGCCAGCUCCAAUUUGUUGCAGUCAGUGAAUUUGUUUGCGAGCCAACUCCGUAUCCACAAUGAGUCUGAGGACAUCGUGGAUGAACUCUUCAUUCAGAUGAAAGGCUUUCACAUCAAUCACAACAGCACAAAGAGAAGUUUCAAUUUCUCCAUGAGCAUGGAUAAUACAACAGAAAGCAUCUUAGGAAUGAUAGAAAUUCCCAGGCAAGAGCUACAGAAACUGCCACCAGGGAACACAUCCCGAGCCAUUAGCAUAGCUUUUCCAACCUUGGGGGCCAUUCUGAAAGAACCCCACUUGCCAAAUGAGAGUGUUUCCAGACCCAUCAAUGGUCUGGUCCUUUCAGUCAUUUUGCCAGAAACGAUGAAGGAAAUCUUAUUCACCUUUGAAAAAGUCAAUAAAUCCCGAAGUACCAGGGCACAGUGUGUUGGCUGGCACUCCCAGAAAAGGAUGUGGGAUAAGAAUCAGUGUAAGAAGAUGGUGGAUACCAUGGACAAAGUGAAAUGCCAUUGUAACUAUACCCAUGUGAUGAUGUCCUUUUCCAUCCUAAUGUCCCCCAAAUCUGUGAGUGACAAAGCCCUGGACUACAUCACUGGCAUUGGACUCAGCAUCUCAAUCCUUAGCUUGGUUCUUUGCCUGAUCAUUGAAGCAACAGUUUGGUCCCGUGUGGUUGUGACAGAGAUAUCAUACAUGCAUCAUGUGUGCAUCGUGAACAUAGCAGUGUCGCUCCUGAUUGCUAAUGUGUGGUUCAUCAUAGGCUCUAACUUUACCGUAAAGUCCCAGGAAGACAACUGGUGUGUCACAGUGACAUUUUUCAAUCACUUUUUCUACCUCUCUCUGUUUUUCUGGAUGCUCUUCAAAGCACUGCUCAUCAUCUAUGGAAUAUUGGUCAUUUUCCGUAGGAUGAUGAAGUCCCACAUGAUGGUCAUUGGUUUUGCCAUUGGCUACGGGUGCCCGCUGGUUAUUGCUGUCACCACAGUUGCUAUCACAGAGCCACAGAAAGGCUAUGUGAGACGUGAUGCUUGUUGGCUUAACUGGGAUAAUACCAAAGCCCUCUUUGCAUUUGUCAUCCCAGCCUUGGUCAUUGUGGCUGUGAAUCUCCUUGUGGUUUUGGUUGUUGCUAUCAACACUCAGAGGCCCUCUAUUGGCAGUUCCAAGUCUCAGGAUAUGGCCAUAAUUAUGAGGAUCAGCAAAAAUGUGGCCAUCCUCACCCCAUUGCUAGGACUGACCUGGGGUUUUGGAAUAGUCACUCUCAUAGAAGAAACUUCAUUGAUAUUCCAUAUAAUUUUUGCUCUGCUCAAUGCUUUCCAGGGUUUCUUCAUCUUGUUGUUUGGAACCAUUAUGGAUCACAAGAUAAGAGAUGCUUUGAGGAUGAGAAUGUCUUCUCUGAAGGGGAAAUCGAGGGCAGCGGAGAAUGCAUCAUUAAGUCCAACCAAUGGAUCUAAAUUAAUGCAUCGAUGAGGGUAAAAUGAUGCCCAUUUCUCACUGUUGUCCUGGGUCCUGGGGCUGAGAGGUGAGUUCCAGAAGAAGAAUGCAUGGGAAGUGGUAUGGAAUGAGGAGGAACAGCCACCGUGUGUUGGAGGACUUUUUCCUCUUGCCAGGAGUGACACCUAAGCUGAGGAGAAAUCGAAGAUGCCAUGUGAUGAGGAGACUUUAAAAUGGCUGAUCUACUGACUCUUUGACUCAUUCGUGGCCUGCAAAAGUCUGGCUUCUUGUCACCCUUGGCAAGAUGAAAGAAACCUGCAAACCAUCUUGUGGCCUCUGUGACAAGUCUGGGGCUGGUGGGACCUUGCUGGGUGUGGGCUGCUCUCAUUUCCAAGGCUACCUCCUGGCUCCCUGACUCAGUCACCCCUCCCUCUGCAUAAUCCUGAGGGACAGGGGUUAGAUCCAAUUUCAGGAGCAGGGUUGGGAGUAUGAGUGUGAUGUUGGAUUGUCAAGACAAAUACUGAAUAUACUUUGGAAAUGGCUUAUUCAUGGCAGGUUUCAUAAAGAUAAGAAACAAAACAAAAGAAAGCUAUUUAAUGUGUUUAUUAUUUAAGUCUAUUUUAGACCUUGAAUGAGAUAAUUUACCUUUUAGGAUCUCAGUUUCCUUAGUUGCCUGUUUGUACAACAGGCAAAAUUCUUGUAGACAGUACAUUGUAUUUGUGUACCUGCACACAAGUGUGCGUGUGUGUGUUUAUGUGUUUGUUCAUGUGCAUAUUUUAACCAUUAUAUGUAAAGAAAAAUUCUGGUUGCUAUUUUAGGAAUA